Messenger RNA from Rhizophagus irregularis DAOM 181602=DAOM 197198, 1252 nucleotides. Lineage: Eukaryota; Fungi; Glomeromycota; Glomeromycetes; Glomerales; Glomeraceae. The record is from RefSeq and is a predicted model, not a curated record.
AAUCCACUAAAGUCAUAAAUUCAUUAGCAAAAACCUAAAUUUUUCAAUAUGGGAGAUUCUCUCGAUACAGUUCCCUUUAAUCAUAGUUGGUAUGAGACCCUAAAUGGCGGAGCCGGAUUGUUUGCCUUAGCGGUUGCCAUAAUUUUUGUAUUUAUUAUAAUUAUUGUAUUCAUUAUACGAAUCAUUCAAUUACCCCGCCUCCGCCAGCAAGUUAUCGAUGAUUUUAGUGUUGUUGACAACACUCGAAGUGUCCCUACAAGAAUACUUAAAGUGAUCAUUUUCCUGUUACUAACUGCCGGGUUAGUAGGAGUAAUUUAUUUCAAUAUUUCCAAAAUGAUAUAUGAUUCCCCCAAGAUAUCUGUGGCGUUAAUAAAGAACAAUAUGAUGGCUCCAUUUAUGCUUUUUUGCAACGGUGAAAAAAGAAGUCUCAAAUAUACUUCUGCCGAAUAUUAUCCUGCUAUUAAUGGUAUUUCUGAAUCUGCUCCCAUUGAUUUAGUCCAACAAUUUAGUAUUAUUUCAGGAAAAAAUGGGGAAUGCCAAUUUUUUAAUGGUACAAUGUUCCUUAAGCCAAUAAGUGACAGCAGUGAAGGAACCUAUUCACUAAGCUUUAUUGGUGAUGCUUCCGGUAUUAUUGUUUUCAUUGGCGAUAACAAUACGAAUAUGGAUUGGACUCUUACCAUUCCUCAAGGAAACUUGCUUAGUAAUGUAGGGGUUCAAGUGUUAGAGGGAAAUGGUGGUACUAUCCAAUAUACAGAGACCCGUCAUACUGAUUUAAACGAAAACGUGGAUAGAAGCUUUCAGAUCUCUGUCAUUGAAACUGUUAUUAUCGAACCUGCUUUAAAUGGAACACGAAUAAACGUUACCAUCUUCGAACCAAGAAUCGUCACAAAUCAGGUUGAGAAUCCAUCCAUCACGCUAGCUGACCUUUUUAGUAACGUCGGUGGUUACCUUGGCAUCUGGGGAAUUUUCGGCUUUCUCUUUGGUAGUAGCAAGAUGGAUCCAUUCGGGUUUGUGGCACGGUUUGUAUUCAUAAAACAAGAUAGGGAAAAACUUCUUAAGGAAUUGAAAGGUGAUGGCAAUGUAGAAUUAGGCACCUGGGAAAAAGAGGAAAAGGAGGUUGACAUUGACACCAAAACGAGUAUUCUUAGCAAUCAAGCUGAAUUCAAAAACCUCCUUUCAAAAUACUAUGUCGAAACAGAUUAUUACGAACAUGCCGUCGAAAAUGUAUAAGUAUGAUAGUUAUUUAAUGUCU